AUGAUACUCCACAGAAUCAGAAAGGCUCAAUUCAGCAUGGACGUAAAUGUAUCCAAUCUGCUGAGAAAAAAGGCAAUCUUAUUCGAAAAUGUCAAAAGGGAAAAUUGCAAAAAAGAAUUAAUAAUGGAUUAUUUCCACAUAAAAGGAGUUAAGCUGAAAAAAAAUGACAUCCACAUCAUGACCAACAUUUUAUGUAGACCGACAGGUAGAAUAAUGAUUUUGACUGACAAUAUGAAAAAGCAGAAUUUUAACUUCGAUUUUGGUUCCCUCUCCGAAGCCAGAGAAGAUUUAUCUCUGGAUGAAAAAAGAAUGAGCGGCAAAUCUGCUGAACAUUCUGGUAACUCUCCCAAUAGUAAUAACUCCAACACAGCUAACGCAGUGGAGGAUUCCUCCAGGUGUGAUAUCCAUGGGGGGGACAAAUCGAAUGUCGAGCUGAGAGGACACAACCAAGAGAACACUGAAGGAGCGAAGGGCGAAACGCAGGAAGAAUUGAAAAAGGCAAAGGACGAAGUAGUAGAAGAAGAAGAAGAAGAAUAUGCAUGUAGCAACAUGUGGAAUAAGAAUUUAAAAAAUUUAUUCAAGGAAUGUAAAAUUCACCUAUGUGAUGAUUUCGAAAUAGAAAAAUUUGUGGAAGAGUGCGAACGCUUUUUGCGAUUUACGGAAGAUAUCAAAAGGAUAGCAAGGUUUGAAAACUUGGAUAAAAUAAUUACCAUUAUAAAUAUUCCCAAUUGUUAUGGAAGAAAAGAAUUGGCACAAAUUAUUUACGACUGUGCAAGAAUUCAUGUAAAAUUGAACAACAUAAUUUUCAGAUUUAAAAAGAAUGGCAUACAAUCUGACUGUGCCUAUGUCUUAUGCAAUAGUGUAAAUGAUGGAAAUAUUUUAAUUAACAAAAUGCAGGAAUACCCUGUGGCUAAAAAAUAUCAUUUACGCGAAUUUUUUGGAACUUCCUUCUUGUAUGCUUCCAAAAGUAACCUUUUCCUCAGUUCUGAAAAACUUGAUUACGUGACAAUUUUUUCAAAGUAUAAAAUAUUCACCUGCGGAUGGCACAAGGACAUUUCCAUAAAAGAGUUUGAAAGCUUUCUCAUUACGCUUAAAAUAUUUCCCAAAAAGAUUAUAAAAAUUGACUAUCGUACGGGGGGCACCGCCAGGCGAGCCCAGCAAGAGCACUCCGCAGGGGAGUCAGCACACCAAUCAGACGACCAACCGGAGGAUCACGCAGACUGCAAGUACCAACUCAGUCCAGUGGAUCCACAUCACAUUUUAAUAAGUAUCGACGAGGUGGAAUCCGCCGCGACUAAUGCGGAUCGCACGAACGACCCGCAUGACGCCAACACAUCCUCGUUUAUUUUAUUCUUCGAAAACAUGCGAAUGACAAAAAAGGUUUUCACCAAACUGGAGAGACUGAAAAAGAAAUGGAAAAUAUCGGCAUCCAAAAACUUCUAUGCAUACCCGAAGACGCCGGAUAUCCACUUCAACGAUGACGAAGACUAUGAAGACGAAAACGAGUAUGAGGAUUCCGAUUUGGAUGAAGAAAUAGAAUAUUAA
Molecule: messenger RNA, 1545 nt
Organism: Plasmodium knowlesi strain H
Lineage: Eukaryota; Apicomplexa; Aconoidasida; Haemosporida; Plasmodiidae
Exons: 2
Coding region: 1-1545 (514 amino acids)
Source: RefSeq, a predicted model, not a curated record